AUGUCUGACAGGCCUCGGGAAUACUCUUCGAACCGCUCACCGCGCUACUCUACUCUCAAUCGAGACGCCAGACCAUCGCGACGAUCCGAAUCUCCUCGUUCAGAGACAAGGUACAAGAGUGGGACGCGAAGUCCGUCCGUUGAUCGCAUCUCGGGCCGGCGCAAUGGCGCUCGAUUCACAAGCAGGUCUCGAUCUCGAACGCAUUCUCGGAGUCGAAGUCGGAGUCAGACCUCAAGGUUAUAUGGAAAGGAAGGUUACAGCCGGUCGCCUAGUCCCUCACUCGCCUUGCCCCGAAGCUCCAAGAUUGUUGUAGAAAGACUCACCAAAAAUGUUACCGAAUCACAUCUACAUGAGAUCUUCGGGGGGUUCGGAGAGAUACAAAAUCUCGAUUUGCCCAUGAAUAAAGCCUUCAUGACCAAUAGAGGCACUGCCUACAUCCUAUACCAUGACCCUGCUGAUGCAGAGGCCGCCAUCGCACACAUGCACGAAGCGCAGCUAGACGGUGCUGUCAUAAGUGUGUCCAUUGUCUUGCCCAGGCGAGCGUUCUCGCGCUCGCCGCCGCCACAAAGUCAAGGCAACAUAGGAAGCUUCGGCCGUCAGAGCCAGGGCCAUGGCCCUUCGCCCUUAGACAGUCGUGCUUCCCGCCGUUCGCCGUUCCCGCAAAGGUCAACGUCACCACGAAGGGCCCGGCGUUCGCGGCCCAUGGAUAGGCAUGAUAUCUAUCGGCCACGCUCUCCUUCGCGCUCUCGAUCACCACGCCGCUCCAGAUCAUAUUCCUCAAGAACUCCCUCGGUAUCACCGAAAGGACGGAUGCCACACCCACGAGUGGACACUCCUCGUCGUCGACGUCGCAGUCCCAGCUACAGCAGUUAUGAGUACAGCAGUCGCAGUGAUAAGAGUCGGAGCCCGAGUCAGACCAGAGACCGUUAUCGGCAUGAUACCACACGGUAA
Messenger RNA from Aspergillus aculeatinus CBS 121060, 951 nucleotides. RefSeq names its product RNA-binding protein with serine-rich domain 1. Lineage: Eukaryota; Fungi; Ascomycota; Eurotiomycetes; Eurotiales; Aspergillaceae. Gene Ontology annotation, cellular component: ASAP complex; nucleoplasm; cytoplasm. Gene Ontology annotation, biological process: mRNA splicing, via spliceosome. The record is from RefSeq and is a predicted model, not a curated record. Bases 1 to 951 code for a protein of 316 amino acids. The transcript has 3 exons. Gene Ontology annotation, molecular function: RNA binding.